AUGGCCUCAAAUCCGGAUCCAGCGUCGGCAAACCCCAAAGAUAUAUACGAUGGUCCUGUCAAGCAGGAUGUUAGCGCAGGCGUUGUGAUGCCCGCUUUGGCAGAGGGUGAUACGCCCACGACUUCCAAGUGGGAAAUCUGGAGUUGGUAUGCCUACUACAUCGGUGCCAAUGGACUCGCCCUUUUCAACUUUGGACCAACUGCCUUUCAAAACUUGCUCGAUCAGGCGGCGCCAAAAGAUACCGGCCUUUUAUCUUUUGCCGGUCGGGAACGAGAUGUCAACAGUAUCGUUCUACUUGCCAAUGGCAUAUCUUUUGCUCUGCAAGCCGUUCUCUUCCUCAUCAUCGGAGCAUAUGCAGACUUUGGCACUGGACGACGAUGGAUUUUGGUGGUCUGGUCAAUUGUGGCUUACGGAAUCGGUUUUGGCUGGCUGGGAGUUCACGAUCCCAGUCAAUGGCAGACGGCGACAGGCUUGUACAUCGUCGGCCUAAUCGCGUACCAGAUGACUCUCACAUACUGGACAGCGGCAUUUCCAUCCCUUGCGCGAAAUACACCUCAGUUGAAAGAAGCAGCGCUACAAUUCGAGUCGGGUGACAUCACACAACAAGAAAUGGAUCGAAAGGACGAAAUGGAGAGGAGUAGGCUCAGCAACGUCGCUUUUUACAUCCAAUCCGUUGGUGAAGUCGUCAUUUUGGCUAUGAUUGUGGGUGUCAUGUUUGGCGUCAAAGUUGACAAGAGUCCAGAGAAUAAUAACUGGGGGCUUUCUGUGCUGAUAGCAUUUGCAACUGCUUGUUGGCUUGUACUCUCGGUCCCCUGGUUCAUCCUCGAGAAGAAACGUCCUGGCAUGAAAGUUCCGGAUCACUUGAAUAUUAUUACAGUUGGGUUUUGGCAGCUUUGGGAGGCUCUCACUCAGAUUUGGCACUUGAAGCAGAGCUUGAUUUACCUUGUUGGUUAUUUCCUCUUGGGAGACUCGCUCAACACCACUGUGACAGUCAUUGGCACACUACAGAAUCAGGUUGUCAGUUAUGAAACAUUGACUCUGACCUACCUUCUCAUCGUCGGCAUUGUUGCUCAAGCUGUCGGAAUUGGUGCUUUUUGGCUGAUUCAGAAGAAGUUCAACCUUAGCGUCAAAGCCAUGUUCAACGCUGUCAUGGUCUUCAUCAUUCUAUUAGAUGGAUGGGGCAUGAUUGGAAACUGGACUGACAAGUUCGGAUUCAAGAAUGUCUGGGAGAUCUGGCUGUAUCAAGCUUUUUACGGACUCUUUGUUUGUCCAUGGUACAGCUACUCUCAAAUCAUGAUCAGCUCUGUUACGCCUCGAGGCCACGAAUUCCUUUUCUUCUCUCUGUUCAACAUCAUUGGCAAAUCGUCCAGCUUCAUCGGACCUUUUAUCAGCAGUGCUAUUAUCGAUGCGACUCCGGGAGGCACCAACAAUAGCGCCCCCUUCUAUUUCUUGUUUGCUCUGAGCUUAGUUAGCGCAAUUGGAAUCUGGUCCUUCUUAGAUUUGGAGAAGAGUGCGAGAGAACAAGAAGCUUUUAUUGUGGAAGAGAAAAUCCGCAUGGGCGAGGACUCGGAUACCAGCAAAACUGUCUAG
Messenger RNA from Fusarium venenatum, 1590 nucleotides. RefSeq names its product autophagy-related protein 22-like protein. The record is from RefSeq and is a predicted model, not a curated record. Lineage: Eukaryota; Fungi; Ascomycota; Sordariomycetes; Hypocreales; Nectriaceae.